Messenger RNA from Cooperia oncophora, 237 nucleotides. The record is from the annotation of a GenBank genome assembly. NCBI's taxonomy places the organism in Eukaryota, Metazoa, Nematoda, Chromadorea, Rhabditida, Trichostrongylidae.
AUGCGCUGGCAACAAGCCGCAAACAUCGAAUGCCAUUCAAGCGACGACGUCGAUAGCCGAGGCAGUGACGGCUCGCUAAAAGACUCAGCUAUGGAUGAACCGUCAUGCUCAUUAGCUAUUGACGAUGGUGGAACACGGCGAGCUCGAUCCGUCACUUCAAGUCGUAUCAGCCUCUUUUUCGCCAAGGUAAGCCAAGCGUACGGUUUCUACUCGUCAGGUUUUGAAGUACUGAUGUAA